AGCAUUAGCAGCUUCAAGGUUUUGUUUUUGUUUUGAUUCAUUUGACGAAACAAAAAGCAUGGAGCCUGAGAAACAGACCCUUCUCAACCACCACACCGAGAAGCACUUCACCGCCGGCGAAGUCGUACGCGACAUCAUCAUCGGCGUCUCCGACGGCCUCACCGUCCCCUUCGCCCUCGCAGCCGGCCUCUCCGGCGCCAAUGCCACCUCCUCCAUUGUCCUCACCGCCGGCAUAGCCGAGGUCGCCGCCGGCGCCAUCUCCAUGGGUCUCGGAGGUUAUUUAGCUGCAAAAAGUGAAUCCGAUCAUUACGCUAGAGAAAUGAAAAGGGAGCAAGAUGAAAUCAUCGCCGUGCCGGAUACUGAAGCGGCAGAGGUGGCAGAAAUUCUGGCUCAGUAUGGGAUAGAGGCUCAUGAAUAUACGCCUGUGGUGAAUGCUCUUAGAAGAAGGCCUCAAGCAUGGCUUGAUUUCAUGAUGAAAUUUGAGCUGGGACUAGAGAAGCCAGAUCCAAGGAGAGCAUUGCACAGUGCAAUGACCAUUGCGAUUUCUUACAUAUUGGGAGGGCUUGUUCCUCUGGCUCCUUACAUGUUCAUUCCUAGGGCAGCAGAAGCAGUUGUAUUUUCAGUGGUGGUUACAUUGGUUGCAUUGUUGGUUUUUGGCUAUGCCAAGGGACGCUUCACAGACAAUAAGCCUUUCAGAAGUGCUUUCGAAACUGCUCUAAUUGGUGCCAUCGCCUCUGCUGCUGCUUUUGGUUUGGCAAAGGCUUUCCAUCCAUAGAUUAUUUUUUGAUGCUUUAUUAUAGUGUACUUGUUUGCAACUAUGUUUCUUUUGAGAACUUCUCUUUCCAACUUCUUUGCUAUUUGGUGUUACAGCUUUUCAUUUUUCUGUUUUACCAUGUAGUUAGUUCCUUUUGCAAGUUCAGACCCUUAUGUGAAGUAUUUCUUUGCAUUCGAA
Molecule: messenger RNA, 952 nt
Organism: Cajanus cajan (pigeon pea)
Lineage: Eukaryota; Viridiplantae; Streptophyta; Magnoliopsida; Fabales; Fabaceae
Gene: VIT1
Product: vacuolar iron transporter 1
Biological process (GO): intracellular manganese ion homeostasis
Molecular function (GO): manganese ion transmembrane transporter activity
Source: RefSeq, a predicted model, not a curated record